This is a messenger RNA of Culex quinquefasciatus (southern house mosquito), 5745 nucleotides long. RefSeq lists its product as uncharacterized. The record is from RefSeq and is a predicted model, not a curated record. NCBI's taxonomy places the organism in Eukaryota, Metazoa, Arthropoda, Insecta, Diptera, Culicidae. Gene Ontology annotation, molecular function: nucleic acid binding; zinc ion binding. The coding region runs from base 496 to 5745 and encodes 1749 amino acids. The transcript is spliced from 4 exons. Gene Ontology annotation, biological process: DNA integration.
CAUACAAACGGGUGUGGAACAGAGGGUACGGGAGAAGUUGAAUUUGGUGAGAAGAUUAGUCGGAAUAAAGACUUAGAGACAACACGUCACCUGUUUCGAGUCUUUCCUCUUUUUUUUUGCCUAUCCGAAACCGAAAGUCGGUCCGUAAUUCGCGGUUCGGGUUUGGCCGUCGGACACUCCGCCUGCCACGGUUCGCUGGGAGCAAGUUCCAGAACAAAUUAAUGGUGCCGAAACCCGGGAGUUGAAACUCCACGUCGUCGGAAUCCGGGUUGCACGUGGUACGAGUUCGGAGUUGUGGCCACGUUUUCCCGCUGAAUUUGUCGCGGUGACCAAUUGGACACCGGUUUUCUCGUCGUGGCCAGCAGCUCGAUCGUCCGCCGCAGGAUUCAACCAACUUUCGAGAACUUCCAGUCGAAGCCGUAGCAGUUUGGAGUCGAAGGCGUAGCAGGGUAGCAGUUUGGAGGUUAGGCGAAGCACGUGUUUGGAGAGAAGCCGAUGGCCGGAAGAGGCAGUCGAAAGAAGGCCACGCCGAAGGCGGCGGCACAGUCCGGCGGUCUGCAGCACCGAACCCUGUUGAGGAAGCGCAGUAACAUUUUGGGCUCUGCUAACUUGAUCCAGGACUUUCUUACCAAUUUCCGAGAUGAUCAAGUAACCCAAAUUCCGCUGCGGAAUCAGCGCUUGGAUGACCUUUGGGAACGGUUCGAAGACGUGCAAGACGAGAUUGAGGUUAUCGAAGGUGCUGAGGAUGACUAUUCGCAGCAGCGUCAACAGUUCCACGACCAAUACUUUGUGCUUAAGGCGGCCCUCGCGGACAAGAUCCCGGAGCCCGCUGUCGUCGUUCCCGCGCCUGCCCCGCUCGCCCACCAUGCUGCUGGGAACCAGAUCUCUGUCAAGCUGCCGGAGAUUAAGCUGCCGGAUUUCUUCGGAGAGUACGAAGAAUGGACCGAGUUCCGAGAUAUAUUCAAGUCCCUAAUCCAUGCGAACAUGCAGUUGACCGCUAUACAAAAACUGCACUAUCUGCGCAGCUCGUGCAAGGGUCAUGCUUCGCGACACAUCGCGGGACUGGAACUCAACGCCGACAACUACGAAAUAGCGUGGAACAUUUUGUGGGAUCGUUACGAGAACAAAACCUAUCUCGUAAAACAACACCUGUCGGCCAUGUUUCGAAUCCCUUCUCUUCGGAAGGAAUCAGCAGCUAACCUCUCGGACCUUGCAGACGAGUUUAAUCGUCACGUGGGAAUUUUGGACAAGCUCGAGUCUGCGGACGCCCACUGGAACUCUCUGCUAGUCGAACGUUUGAGCAGCUUGUUGGAUGAAAAAUCCCGCAUGGAGUGGGAAUCGGAGUGUAAGGACAAGGUGGCCCCCACCUACCAAGAACUCCUCGAUUUCAUUCACAAACGUUCUCGUUUGCUCCGGUUGUGCAAACCCAAUCUCGAAUCCUCCAGUAGCCAGAGCAAACCAACGAAGGCCAAGCAAUCCUCCUCCCAUGUUGCUUCCGAACACGUGCUCAAAUGUGUGCAGUGCAAGCAGGCUCACCAGCUGAUCGAGUGCGAGGCGUUCCUUCAACUGUCACCAAAGCAGCGGCUCGAGUUGGCGAAGAAGAAGCGCCUUUGCAUCAACUGCUUGAAGGGAGGACAUAUGGCGAAGGAGUGCAAGCGUGGCAACUGCAGAACCUGUGCGAAGAAACAUCACACGCUGCUGCACCUGCCUCCACUGAAACCAGCAGCAGCAGAGGACGAUCCAGCCACUUCGCAGUCAUGCACUGCCGUAUGUUCGCCGCCUGUUGCCACGCAGGCCACAAUUUCGCGCGCGGUCUCGUUAGCACUACCGUCGGUGCAGUCGCGUACCUCGUCGCAGACACUCGCGUCGUUUUCGAAUUCGGUCGUCUCCCCGUCGCCGGUGUUAACCGAUCGCAUCGGUUCUGAACCACUCCAAAUUGCCCCGCAAGUCGCCCCGCCGUUUUCCGCCCAAGCGAGCAAGCCUGCAGACACCACCGUGUUUCUCGCAACUGCUGUCAUCCGCGUCCUGGACGUACAUGGCCGUUACCAGCAGGCAAGAGCUCUGCUCGACAGCGGCUCCCAGUCAAACUUUGUGUCUGAAUCGCUGUGCCAGAAGUUGGGAUUGAAACGCAGACGAAUCAAUCUGCCGAUCUGCGGAAUUGGCCAAGCCACCGUGAACGUGCACUACAGUGUGCAGUUGGCUUUUGCAUCUCGUUUCGCCAAAUAUGAACGUGAACUCACCUGUUUGGUGCUACCCAAGCUCACCGUGUGCUUGCCGAGUCGACACGGGGUUGAUCUGAUAAUUGGCGCUGAACUGUUCUUCGACCUGCUCGAAAGUAACCAGAUUCUUCUCGCUGACGACCUCCCACUCCUGCAGAAGACGCAACUCGGUUACGUGAUUUCCGGCAAGUGUUCCUCGUUGUCGACAGCCCCGCUGGUAUGCCACCUCGCCACAGAAGAGGAUCUCAACGCCAAACUUGAACGCCUGUGGGAGGUCGAGAAUUUCGACGUCGGCAAGGUGCUGACACCGGAACAACAGCUGGUCGAGGACCACUUCAAGCGUACCGUCUCAAGGAGCAACGACGGGCGGUACAUGGUGCGGCUCCCACUGCGAGAAGAACUGGUUUCGCUAAUCCCAAACUCAUACGCCACGGCGGAGCGGCGAUUUUUGGCCAUGGAAAAACGACUGUCGGCUGAUGAGCACCUCAAGGAGGAGUAUCAGCGUUUUAUGGAUGACUACGAACGGCUAGGGCAUAAGGAGAAGUGUUCACGCGUCGCGGGCCCGCAGUUCUUCCUCCCCCACCAUGCCAUCCAACGUCCUGGAAGCAGCACCACCAAAACGCGCGUGGUGUUCGAUGGUAGCGCCAAAGGGUCUGGAAGGUUCUCGCUGAACAGCAUUCUGCACACUGGGCCAACGGUGCAACCACCGCUGCUGUCGACUAUCCUGAACUUUCGGCUGCCAAAAUUCGCCUUCACAGCUGACGCUGAGAAGAUGUUCAGACAAGUCUGGGUUCACCCGGAGGACAGAAAGUGGCAACAAAUCAUCUGGCGCAAGAACCCGACCGAAACCCUGCAGAUUUACCAACUAAAGAUGGUGACCUACGGUUUGGCCAGUUCUCCGUUUCACGCAGCCCGUGUGCUGAACCAGCUCGCUGAGGACGAAGGCCAUCGAUAUCCAAUUGGAGCGCAGAUCGUGGGAAAGCGGUUUUACGUCGAUGACGUACUGGCGGGGGCGGAUACUCUCGAGGAUGCAGACGAAGCUUGCCAUCAGGUGCGAGAGCUGUUCCAGCUGGCCGGGUUCUCUUUGAGGAAGUGGAGUGCAUCGCAUCCCGACAUCCUGCAGCGCAUCCCACAAGACCUCUGGGAAAGCAGCCCCACGAAGGAAAUCGGCGAGCCGGAUUUCGCCAAGGCACUUGGGUUGCUGUGGGACCCGCGUGCCGACUGUUUUCGCUUCAAGAUUCCCACUUUCCCCGAGCUGGCCGUAACAACAAAGCGCAUCGUGGUGUCGGAAAUGGCUCAACUCUUCGAUCCUGCUGGGUGGAUGGGCCCAGUGCUGAUGAGCGUGAAAAUCUUCGUGCAACACCUUUGGGCCACCAACAAGGGGUGGGACGACCCACUCUCUCCAGAAGACGAUCGGUGGUGGAAGGACUUCCGCCGCGAAAUUCCUAUGCUGCAACAAGUGGAAGUGCCAAGACGCGUCAUCGGGAACACUACUCGGAACUACAAGCUUCACUUCCCGUGUUGCGGUCAAACCGUUCCCCGCCUGGAGCUGUGCGCUGCCCGACUUGGAGCGGAGCUGGUCAAUCUACUGUUGGAAACUACUGACUUCGUCGGACCAGUGACCUUUUGGAGUGAUUCGACGGUCGUUCUGCACUGGCUGCGGAGCCCACCUGUAACCUGGAAGGUGUUCGUGUCGAAUCGGAUUGCGGAGAUACAGCGGCUCACCAAGGACGAUACGUGGCGGCACGUGCCCACGGAGAUGAACCCAGCGGACCUCAUCUCGAGGGGUUUGCGCCCCAGCCAGCUUUUGGAUCAACCGCUGUGGUGGUACGGCUGUUCGUUUUUCACCAACCUCAACGAGCCGUGGCCCCCAGUAAUGCCGACCCUCAGCCUGGCAGCCCUUGCAGAAAUGGACCUGGAGCGACGACAAAGCGUAGCAUUGGUGGCCACCGGACCGGACGAGUCCAUUUUUGAGCGGCAAUCGGAACUUGGCAAGCUGCUGAAACUCGUGGCCUGGUGCAACCGGUUUUGCCAGAACGCUCGGCGACCGGAAGAAGAGCGGCUGUCGGGCAAGUUGAAGCCGAGCGAAGUGGCGCUGAAGCUUCUUGUGCGGGCCGCACAGAGAACCUCGUUCCCGAAAGAGAUCCAGGAGUACGAGAAGCACGGAAACCAAGGGACCUCGUCGGUGCCACGUGAGCCUAAAUCUCCACUGAAGAACUUGAACCUGUUCCUCGACCCCCAAGGAAUUUUGCGCAUCCACAGCCGUCUGUCGAAUCGUGAUGUUGCCUACGACUCAAAAUACCCGAUGCUGUUGCCGGCCAAGCACAAGUUGAGUACAUUAAUCGCCAGAUCUUUACACUUGCAGACGGCACACUCUGGACCAUCCGCUCUGCUUGCAACGAUUCGACAAAGAUUUUGGCCGCUACGAGGACGCGACUUGGUACGUCGCGAGGUGAAAAGCUGUAUCACCUGUUUUCGGUGCCGCCCGCCAGUUCCUCAGCAACAAAUGGCACCACUCCCGGCAGUUCGGACCACGCCUACUCGAGUGUUUGCCAACUCUGGACUGGACUACUGCGGGCCGUUUCUCGUGCGUCCGUUGUAUGGGAGAGGUGCAAACGUGAAAAUGUACGUUGCGGUUUUCGUGUGCCUGUCGGUGAAAGCGGUUCACCUCGAGGUCGUCCCCGACUUGACGACAACCGCGUGCAUAAACGGGAUCAAGCGCUUCGUCGGGCGCCGCGGCCGUCUGAUCGAACUCCGGUGCGACAACGCGACUGCUUUCGUCGGUGCAGAUCGCGAGUUGAAGGAGCUCCGUAAACGCUACCUUGAGCAGUUUCGUACGGCCGAGUGGGAGAAUUACUGCCUGGACAGCGGGAUCACCUUCCGAUUCAUUCCGCCGAGAUCCCCACACUUCGGCGGCUUGUGGGAAGCCGGAGUGAAGUCCUUCAAGCACCACUUUCGGCGCAUUUUUGGUGGAAGGUCCUGCACCGUGGACGAGUUGACUACCGCCGUAGUUCACAUCGAGAGCAUCCUGAACUCCCGCCCACUCACGCCUCUCACAGACCAUCCGGACGACCUGGCUAUCCUGACUCCUGGGCACUUUCUGAUCGGGGAACCCAUGUUCUCGAUCCCAGAACCCGAUUACACCAGUGCCCCGCUCAACCGAAUCACUCGUCUGCAGGAAACGCGUCGCUCUGUCCAGGAUUUCUGGAAGGUUUGGUCCAGGGAUUACAUCAGCCAACUCCACCAGCGGUCCAAGUGGAGAACCGCAACCAAGAACGUGCAAGAGGAGCCCUGGUGUUGCUCAAAUGGACUGGUGCGAGUAGUCCUGGUGCGAACGGCUCAUGGAGAGUACAAGCGCGCCGUCACCGAAGUUCGGGUUCUACCGAUCGACCAACCGGCCGACGAUGUCGAGGACAAGGCGGUUCCGGAGGCAGCCGAGAACGAGGAAGGAGACAAGCAGGCGGAUCCAGAUGCAGCUGAGAACGACGAUGAAGGUGUCCAGGCGGUUCCAGAGACAGCGGGUUGA